Molecule: messenger RNA, 1002 nt
Organism: Trametes versicolor FP-101664 SS1
Lineage: Eukaryota; Fungi; Basidiomycota; Agaricomycetes; Polyporales; Polyporaceae
Product: phosphoribosyl pyrophosphokinase
Exons: 7
Coding region: 1-1002 (333 amino acids)
Biological process (GO): ribonucleoside monophosphate biosynthetic process; purine nucleotide biosynthetic process; 5-phosphoribose 1-diphosphate biosynthetic process
Cellular component (GO): ribose phosphate diphosphokinase complex; cytoplasm
Molecular function (GO): magnesium ion binding; ribose phosphate diphosphokinase activity
Source: RefSeq, a predicted model, not a curated record
AUGCUUCGCGGAAACUCUGUCAGGAUCCUCACUGGGAACAGUCACCCGUGGCUCGCUCAAGCUGUGGUGGAGCGGCUGAACAUCCCCAUCACCCCGUGCACCGUCAAAAAGUUCUCCAAUGGCGAGAUCAACGUCAAAAUCUCCGAGUCUGUGCGCGAUGAAGACGUCUACAUCAUCCAGACGGGGUGCAGCGACGUGAACGACAACCUCAUGGAGCUCCUCAUCCUCAUCUCCGCCUGCAAGGGUGCGUCUGCGCGGAGGAUCACGGCCGUCAUCCCCUGCUUUCCCUAUGCGCGUAUGGACAAGAAGGACAAGUCGCGGGCGCCGAUCACCGCCAAGCUGGUGGCGAACAUGCUCGCAGUUUCUGGGUGCGACCACGUCAUCACCAUGGACCUCCACGCGAGCCAAAUUCAGGGCUUCUUCGACUUCCCGGUGGACAACCUCUACUCGGAGCCUCUGAUGAUCUCAUACAUCAAGCGGAACAUCGAGGGCUGGAGGAACAGCAUCAUCGUCAGUCCAGACGCUGGCGGCGCAAAACGUGUGACUGCCAUCGCGGACAAGCUGGGUGUCGAAUUCGCACUCAUCCACCGGGAGCGGACCCGGAACUCUAACGCGCCGGAGAAGAUGGAGGUGCUAGUCGGAGACGUUCGGGACAAGGUGGCGAUCUUGGUAGAUGAUAUGAUAGAUAGCGGCACCACGCUCGCGCUGGCAGCCCGCUCGUUGAGUGAUAACGGUGCGAAGAAGGUGUAUGCUAUUGUAUCCCACGGUCUGCUGUCACAGACGAACAUGAAAAAGAUAGAAGAACUUCCGAUUGAGCAGCUUGUGGUUACGAACACUGUGCCACAACAACAACACGAAGCCGCCUGCUCAAAGCUGGUCACGAUCGACGUGAGCCCUACGAUCGCGGAGAGUAUCCGCCGGACCCACAACGGCGAGAGUAUAUCGCUGCUGUUUGGUGACUGGGCUGAGGGCGCGGGCGUGAACGGUGUGGGUUCAUACUAA